AUGAGCUUCCACGAAUCUGCUUCCCACAUCGAGCUUGUGGAUGGCCAUAUCCUCAGGGCUCUUCUUCGCACUGAGAAUGGUGAUGAGGAGGAGUCCACUAUCGAUCUCGAUCACCACAUUGGAAACGACAAUGGACACUUCCACUGGGAUGGCGGUGACUUCCACGCCAGUGCCGAAAAUGUCAGAUUCGACCGCGAAGGAGAAUAUGGCGUCCCUGUCCUCCGGGCUGUAUUGCGCGACGUCGAUGGCGAGGGACACGAUGCGGAUAUCAACCUGUCCGAGCGCAUUGGGAAUGAUAAUGGACGCUUGGUCUUCAACUAG
Molecule: messenger RNA, 321 nt
Organism: Penicillium roqueforti
Lineage: Eukaryota; Fungi; Ascomycota; Eurotiomycetes; Eurotiales; Aspergillaceae
Product: CVNH domain-containing protein
Exons: 2
Coding region: 1-321 (106 amino acids)
Source: RefSeq, a predicted model, not a curated record